This is a messenger RNA of Prorocentrum cordatum, 933 nucleotides long. Lineage: Eukaryota; Dinophyceae; Prorocentrales; Prorocentraceae. The record is from the annotation of a GenBank genome assembly.
AGGCGUCAGCGCCGAGCUGCCCCCGCGCUCGGACCAGCUGGGCGAGGACCGAGCUGGGGUCCAACUCCCGCAGCUACGGCGUGCAGUUCGGCGCGGGCGGCGCGGCGGCUCUGCGGCCGGGCGACGUCAUGCGCCUCGUCGCGCGCGACGCCCUUCUCCUCUGGUCCAGUGCCGUCGUCUGUGGGCCACGCGCAGAGGGGGUGCGCGCCGCCAAUCGGGGCCCUCGUCUGGCAGACCCACGCGCGGCCGCCCGCGGGGCGGGGCGGCUCGGCGUGUCCUACGACCAGAGCCUGUUCCCUGUGGGCGUGGCCGUGUGGCACAACGGGGCGCAGGUGCCCGUCCCGGUGCCCCGGGGCCUCAAGGGGGAGCAGUGGCCCGCCCUCUACCUGGCGGGCUGCACGGUGGACUGGGCCCUCGGGGAGGAGAGCACUGGAAGCAAGCGAACUGCUGCCCUGGUGGUUUCUCUGAGGUUAUGCCCAGCCGCGGGCUGAUCGGCGAUUGACCCCAGUUGCGGCAGAGCAGCGCCAAAAGGGAGGAUGCGUUUUGCGCAUCGCGAUUCUGAGAGCUGCCAGGUGUUUCCUCGAAAGCCACUAGAAGUCGCACACCAGAACCGGCCAUGAGUUCUGCCGACCCUCGUCGCGUCAGCCGAAUCAUGCAUUCAGAUUCGCCUGAUAUUGCUUCAGCAUGUUGCAGUCUAUGAUGCCGUUGGUUGAGUAGCUGUGUAAAUGCCUUGGACGGCUGUGCCAAUUCCAUGGCGAAUUCCGAGCCGUCAUCAGUGUUCGCAGCAUUUACGGCAUAGUUCGCUCUUUUGCAGGCGUUGACACCAAACGAGCGCGAACAUGCAUCAAACACCACAUGAUAAUGUCACGGUCUCUCUUUCGUAGUCCUCUCUGAGCCCUCUUGGGGCGUAUUGGAGAUCUGCUGCUCUUGGAC